GUUGGGCGCAAGUGACGUGCAGGAGGUAGGGAGUAGGUUGAGCCUUCAGAGCAUAGAGCGUGAUUCCUUCAGUGUAGUGUUACGGGUGUCUGGUGUGUGGUGGUGGAGGUGGUACAGUCAGUUCCCCAGCUAGUAAGCGAUCAUGACCAUGACGAAGACAGACACCUACGAUGUGGUCAACACAGACGAACCUCACGACAGUGCAGAGGAUAAGAUGUCACCGGUGAACCUUCAUACGAAUGUCGAUACUGAGGCCAGAGAAGACUCUGACAGACUAAUGAACAACCUGGAACCUAACAAAGAGGAAAAGGACGAUGCCACGGACUCGUCGUCGGUGAGAUUGAAGAAGGAGUUGGGUCUGCUGGAGGGUGUUGCGGUCAUCGUUGGCAUUGUCGUGGGCUCUGGGAUCUUCGUCUCCCCCAAGGGCGUGUUACUGUACAGCGGCAGCGUGGGCAUGUCCCUGGCGGUGUGGGUCGCUUGUGGGCUCCUCUCCAUGGUGGGGGCUCUCUGUUUCACCGAACUGGGCACGAUGAUCCCGGAGAGCGGCGGGAUGUACAGCUACCUACACCGAGCCUUUGGACCCGUCUUCGCCUUCCUCUACAUGUGGGUCACUAUACUCACCAGGAACUCGGCCGGGACUGCUGUCAUCGCCAUCACCUUCGCCAACUACUUCCUCCAGCUGUGGUUGUCGGACUGUGAGACUGUACCUACCAUACCAGCCAGGCUCAUAGCAGCUGCCUUGAUAAUCUUCCUGACGUGGUUGAACUGCGUGAACGUCCGCUGGGUGACGAAGUUGCAGAAUGUUUUCACACUGACCAAGGUUAUGGCCCUAUGUGUCAUCAUCUGUGCAGGCGGCUACCACCUUGGCACCGGACACCUCGAGAACUACCGUAAUCCAAUGGCUGGCACCACCUGGGAAGUGGCAGCAAUCGCCACUGCCUUUUACCAGAGUCUCUUCUCCUACACUGGCUGGGACUAUCUGAAUGUUGUCACUGAAGAACUUAAAAACCCGAACAGGAACUUGCCUCUCUCUAUCAUCAUCUCAACGACACUCAUCACUAUCAUCUAUGUCCUCACCAACGUCGCCUACUUCGCCGUCCUCACACCGACGGAGAUGCUCUCGUCAAACGCCGUGGCCAUGACGUUCGCCUCUCGGAUGUUAGGGAUGCUAGCGUGGACGAUGCCCGUGUUUGUCAUGUGCUCCACCUUCGGCAGUACUCACGCCUCAGUCUUCACCCAGACCCGUCUCAUCUUCGUGGGUGCCAGGAGAGGCCAGUUCCCCCAAGCACUUACCCUCGUCAGUGCCAAGAAUUACACCCCAGUACCUGCAGCUAUACUUAAUGGGGUAACGAUAGUGAUGAUGCUGGUGGUGCCUGACAUAUCCUCCCUCAUCAAUUACACCGCCUUCAGCGCCACCGCCAUGCAGUUCUCCUGUAUCUGUGCCCUGUUUUGGUUCAGAUAUAAAUACCCCAGCUGGAACCGACCCUUUAAGGUGUGGCUGGUGUUGCCUAUUCUCUUCUCCCUGACGCAGCUCUUCCUUUUGUUGAUCCCCAUCAUAAUGACGCCCCUGGAGGUGGUGGGAGGCAUCACCGUGAUCAUCACGGGUCUCCCUGUCUACUACCUCACUAUAUACCGCCAGGACAUCGCCCGCUGGUUCUCCGCAAGUUUGGACCAAAUGACCAUCAUCUGCCAAAAGUUGUUCCUCUGCUUACCUGAAGACAAGGAGGACUGAGUGCAGUAGUGAGCCGGACUGUACAGUAAAGAACUUGUAACAAGAAUUUAUAUUAAGAUUAUGAUGUACUACCUAAUUGUGUAUAUAUAUAUAUAUAUAUAUAUAUAUAUAUAUAUAUAUAUAUAUAUAUAUAUAUAUAUAUAUAUAUAUAUAUAUAUAUAUAUAUAUAUAUAUAUAUAUAUAUACUAUAUGUGUGUGUGUGUGUGUGUUCUUAGUUUGAUUCAGUUGAUUAAUGUAUAUGUUAUGACAGAGCUACAAGAACAAUGUUAAGAGUUGUGUUUCAAUAGAAUCUGUUACUAUUAUAUAAAACAUUAAAUAUUUAAUAUCUUUCAUAUUGGCUCCUAACAGUUGUGGUUCACUGAUACUCAAAUUAAAAGUAAAUCCAAAUAUUACUGUAACACGAAAACUUGGCUUGGCUUGGGUAAAUCAUGACGUCACUAACACCUAUUUCUCUAAUUAAUCUCUUUAAAAUUUUCAUGUUAUAUGAAUUAUCUAAAUUAUUAUUCAUAUAAUAUAUUACGAGGACAACUUCUCUUAUUCUAUCUCAACUAAUUUGGAUAUAUUAGACAACUUCCCUAUCCUAACUUCUGACGUCAUGACAUACUGCCCUCUUCCCACAUAAAAUGAACUAAGAUCUUCGCUAUUUGUUUCAUAAUGACCAAGUUCUUUCUCAUCUCGUCCUUAUGAAGUUUGAUGUAUUCCAUUGUAUAAUAUCCCAACAAAUUUCCUGUAUUAUUUGGUACAGUUUAUGUAUACUCCUACUAAAAUUGACAAUAAUAAAAGCUGUGUACAUACUAGGAUGAUUUCAAUAUAACUGAAUAAAAUUUGUUAGUAUUUUACAUAUAAUAAUAAAGUAUAUCUUUGUA
Homarus americanus (American lobster) is the source of this 2598-nucleotide messenger RNA. Its product is annotated as Y+L amino acid transporter 2-like. The record is from RefSeq and is a predicted model, not a curated record. The coding region runs from base 143 to 1732 and encodes 529 amino acids. Gene Ontology annotation, molecular function: L-amino acid transmembrane transporter activity. NCBI's taxonomy places the organism in Eukaryota, Metazoa, Arthropoda, Malacostraca, Decapoda, Nephropidae. Gene Ontology annotation, cellular component: membrane. Gene Ontology annotation, biological process: amino acid transmembrane transport. The transcript has 10 exons.